AUGACUAAUUUACCACGAAAGGCCAAAAUGGCCGAUUUAGUAAACUACAGACUGAGAGUCGUAUUGCUAGAUGGGCGCCAGCUGACAGGUCAACUACUGGCGUUUGACAAGUUUAUGAAUCUUGUUUUAGCAGAUACUGAAGAAUUUAGAGCAACUAAAAAGUCCCUGGCGGCAGCAAAGAAGGCAGCAAAUUCAUCUACAACAGGGUCCUCAAGUGAAUCUACUUAUUCCGUUAGAGACACUAAGCGAACUCUUGGUCUGGUAAUUCUCCGCGGCGAAACCAUCAUUUCGGUUUCCGUCGAAGCUCCUCCCCCCAAUACUGACAAUGCUGCCCGACUAGGUGCCUCCGCAGCUGCCACUGCAGCAGCUGCUGGUGGAAACACUUCCAGAGUAGGAACCGCGAGACCGAUAAACCGAUCUGCAGAUGCUACCGGGUUUGGUGUCCCAAGUACAGCCUCAACUCUUUCUGGCCCAGCUCGUACCACUGCCGCUUCAUUCUUUGGAAGCAGCAGCGGUCCCGCUGGGUUUGGCGCUCCCCCUGGCUUCCAACCUCCUCCAGGGUUUGGCGGAAGAUAA
This is a messenger RNA of Magnusiomyces paraingens, 576 nucleotides long. RefSeq lists its product as uncharacterized. Gene Ontology annotation, molecular function: RNA binding. NCBI's taxonomy places the organism in Eukaryota, Fungi, Ascomycota, Dipodascomycetes, Dipodascales, Dipodascaceae. The record is from RefSeq and is a predicted model, not a curated record. Gene Ontology annotation, cellular component: U5 snRNP; catalytic step 2 spliceosome; U1 snRNP. The transcript is spliced from 4 exons. Gene Ontology annotation, biological process: mRNA splicing, via spliceosome. Bases 1 to 576 code for a protein of 191 amino acids.